AUGUCCUCCAAGAAGACAGCAGACUUCGAGAGUGACUCGUCCGUCUCCUUCAAUGAUGCUGACGAGGAGUUGCAGUCAGAAAAUGCACAACAGAAGAAGGGUGGUUGCAUGGGCUGCCUGCGUGAAAACCUCUUCGUGAUCCUCAUACUCAUUGGAGUAGCUGUAGGAUUUGGAAUAGGAUUUGGUGUAAGAAAGUUGAACCCUUCACCAGUGGCGAUUACAUGGAUUGGCGUUCUUCUCAUCUGUAUCGCAUUUGGCCUGGCAGCGAGGAAGGCCGGGGACAUUGGGAAAGCUUUCUUGGACUUCUUUCGGUCCCUCGCUGGAGUCGUUCUCAACCUCGUUAACGCAUUUUUACAGUGUACGCCAGUCGGCGUUGCCUUCAUGAUCGCCUCCGCCAUACUGAAUGUCGAGGAUAUUAAGGCAGCCUUUGCAGGGUUAGGUAUGUUUGUUCUUACGGUGACGGCGGGUCUCGGUAUCCUGUUCUUCCUAUUUCUUAUCGUGUAUGGGGCAUUCGCUCUCCGAAAUCCGUUUCCAUUUCUACGCUACAACGUUAAAGCCUGGUUCAUCAGCUUUGCAACAACCAGCCCGAUAGUAUCGCUACCAGAAAUGUUUGACGGUUGUGAUCAGUACGGCGUGGAUCAGACAGUUUCGAGGUUUAGUCUUCCUCUCACGGCAACUCUUCUGGCGUCCGGACCGGCGGUCUUUAUCAGCGCUGCCGCCAUCUUCGUUGCCCAAACGGCACCAGAAAUGCCGUCGGUUGGGACACUAGUAAUCAUCUGGUGA
Molecule: messenger RNA, 783 nt
Organism: Dibothriocephalus latus
Lineage: Eukaryota; Metazoa; Platyhelminthes; Cestoda; Diphyllobothriidea; Diphyllobothriidae
Source: the annotation of a GenBank genome assembly